CCAAUGAAUAGAUGAAUGCGAGUGAAAAGAAUGUUAAUAAGAACCUGACAAGAUUUAAUGUAAAGUACAUACUCGUAUGUAGACCCGCUCAGAGAGCAGUCCUGCAAUCACACCACACCACUCUCUCUCUCUCUACCGUAUUCUUGCUCCACUUGCUUUUACAGCUCACUCAAACAAUGGCCGCAGAGUUUACUAGCUCGCACGCACAAUGCACACGGCUCAUUCUCACGCUCCCCCACAUGUGCAUUUACAAAUGUACAUAUGUAUGUAUGUAUGUAUGUACACAGUGAGGACAGCUGGCUCAUUCACUCUCACUCUUACUCUCGCGGUCAUUCUCAGGCCCGCACUGAGCAAACAAUAAACAAUUGGGCAAACAACAUAAAUAAUACUUAUAAUAAGCGGCUACAAACUGUCAUCAUUAAUUAUUUUCUCACUUUAAACCUGAGCGGAACGUGUUGGCCGGCAGGACGAUGAAGGAGGCUCUGCCGUUGGCGGUGCUGCUGCUGUGGCUAGGAGCGGCGCUGCCGCCUAGCUCCGGAUCGGCUGUGCUCAUCUCGGACAUGACCAUGACUGUGAUGGUGGAGCUCUCGUCCCGGCAUCCCUUCUGCAAGAUGCACAGAGAUCGUGGCGACAUUCAACGGAUGCUGCUGCAGUCGGAUCCACGACGCAUCCGCCAGGUGCCGCGCGAGUCGGUAAUGGAGCUGGAGGAGGUGUGCCGGCAUCAGGGCUCCUAUGGUCAUGAGUUCCGCGGCGGCCUGGGCUUCAUCUAUCCGGGGACCAAAUGGUGUGGACCCGGGACAGCGGCCACCAGCUACGACGAUCUAGGCGCCCAUACGCGGGAGGAUAGAUGCUGUCGCGAGCACGACAUGUGCCCAGAUGUCCUGAACGUGGGCGAGUGCAGGCGGGGAUUGUGCAACCGGGGUACCUUCACCCGGUCUCACUGUGACUGCGACGCGAGAUUCCGGCGCUGCCUGCAGGCGGCCAACACGGAGACGGCCAAUACUUUGGGAGCGAUCUUCUACAAUGUGGUGCAGGUGACGUGCUUCCAGGAGCGCAGUCCCUGCUCGGCGCACCAGAGGUUCGAGGAUUUCUAUUACCGCACCAAUCAGUGCCCGGCCGAGUUCCGGCAGGCGGACCUUUAUGUUCCACCGCACGGGGACAAUCUGAUAGCCAAGAUCCUGGCCCAUCCAGUGCAGCAAAGUCGUUCCCUGGCCGCCGCCGCACCGGCCCUGGCCCCGGCCAAGCUCACGGCCCGCCGCUUUGGCGUUAAGCUUGCCAGCGUCGGCCUGGCGGCAGUCAACAUUAUCCGUGAGGUGGUCCAGCGGCCGCGUCUUCUUUGGGAGAGCCUGCAGGCGCCCGUCAGCCGGGAGCUGCCACCGCGGUUCGGGGGAUCGCCGCCAGGCGGCUACUACUACGAGCGGCCAGGGCCAGGGUCGUCAUAUGGCUAUGGUAGCUACGGCUCUCGUUGGAGCUGAUGGUGGGAGCCGAGAGAGCUCAGAAGACUGUUCCCGUGUAGUAUUAGUAGUCAUAAGUAGUAGUCACUGCCAGUAGAGCCAGUAGAGCCAGUCCACUUAGCCAUAUGCAUGUGUGAUUCGAUUCCUGUUCCUGCUCCCGUUCCCCAUUCCAAUUCCCCCUCACGCUCGGCAUAUCCAUUAGCUAGUUGACCACCUCCACUUCCUCCAAUAAACUCGUUGAGAACUAUUAUCCAUAA
Messenger RNA from Drosophila miranda, 1711 nucleotides. RefSeq names its product acidic phospholipase A2 PA4. The coding region runs from base 471 to 1475 and encodes 334 amino acids. The record is from RefSeq and is a predicted model, not a curated record. The transcript is spliced from 3 exons. Lineage: Eukaryota; Metazoa; Arthropoda; Insecta; Diptera; Drosophilidae. Gene Ontology annotation, biological process: phospholipid metabolic process; arachidonate secretion.